Molecule: messenger RNA, 408 nt
Organism: Dictyostelium discoideum AX4
Lineage: Eukaryota; Evosea; Eumycetozoa; Dictyosteliales; Dictyosteliaceae
Exons: 5
Coding region: 1-408 (135 amino acids)
Source: RefSeq, a predicted model, not a curated record
AUGAAAUUAAUUUUAUUAUUUGUCCUUUUAUUUUCAUUAUUUGCUUUGUCAAAAUGUGAAACUGCUUUUUUUGCAUUCACUACAAAUCAAGAUAAAGAAUUCAUUAUCAAGUUAACAACUGAAGAUUCAAUUCAAACAGCAAGGGAUAUUUUAUCUGGAAAGGAAACUGAAAAACUUCACGUAUUAGGAAGAAUUAAAAAAAAUCAAGCAUUUUAUAACCCAAAUUAUUCUUUCCAUUUAGAUGAGAAUACCAUAUCAUUUUUUACUAUUGCAAUUGAAGUUUGUGAUGCCUCACUUUCUUAUGUUCAAGAUCAUAUUGAUGAAGCAUGUGGAGCUUUCCUUCCUGGUUGCUUUUAUUGCCCAUGGUCAAGCAAAUUAACAAGAGAAGUUACACCAUCAGAACUUUAA